This is a messenger RNA of Cordyceps fumosorosea ARSEF 2679, 807 nucleotides long. RefSeq names its product adenylate kinase. The transcript is spliced from 2 exons. Lineage: Eukaryota; Fungi; Ascomycota; Sordariomycetes; Hypocreales; Cordycipitaceae. Gene Ontology annotation, molecular function: ATP binding; AMP kinase activity. Gene Ontology annotation, cellular component: cytoplasm; mitochondrion. The record is from RefSeq and is a predicted model, not a curated record. Gene Ontology annotation, biological process: nucleobase-containing compound metabolic process. The coding region runs from base 1 to 807 and encodes 268 amino acids.
AUGCAUCUGAACCGCGCCGCUCGUGUGCUCCUCGUGGGAGCCCCCGGCGUCGGUAAGGGCACCCAGAGCGAACGCCUGCUGAAGCGCUUUCCCCAGCUACAGGCCAUUAGCACCGGGGACCUGCUCCGGACCAAUGUCAAGAAGCGCACGCCGCUCGGCAUCCAGGUCGAGAGCAUCAUGAAGUCGGGCGGCCUCGUCGCUGACCACCUAAUGCUGCGCCUCAUCUCCAAUGAACUUCAGCACAGAGGCUGGCUCUACGGUCACCGCCCCAACAUCAUGACUCUGUCUUCCAUGGCCACCACCGCCGACUCUUACGACACCACCGCCGAUUCACUCUAUCCCGAUCCGUUCGCGCACGAAGACAUGGGCGGCCCGCCACCGCAAGCCUCGGAGGACCCGGCCGCGUCCUUCAUCCUGGAUGGAUACCCGCGCAACGCGGCGCAAGCGCUAAGCCUCGACCGCAUCGUGCCCAUCAACCUGGCCGUGGCCAUCAAGACGCCUUUCGAUGUGAUUCUGGAGCGUAUCGCCGGCCGCUGGGUGCACGAGCCCUCAGGACGAGUCUACAACACGACGUUCAACCGACCGCGGGUAGCGGGCAUCGACGACGUCACCGGCGAGGCGCUGGUGCAGCGUCCCGACGACAACGAACAGGUGUAUCGCGCACGCUUUCAGAAGUUCCAAGAGAGCAGCGAGCCGUUACUGGAACACUACGCCAAGAAGGGUGUACUAGUCGAAGUCGAGGGCCUAAGUAGCGACGAGAUCAGCCCCAAGCUGUAUACCGAGUUUGAGAAGCGAUUCGUUGGUUGA